Messenger RNA from Gorilla gorilla gorilla (western lowland gorilla), 2847 nucleotides. RefSeq names its product solute carrier family 22 member 12 (gene SLC22A12). Lineage: Eukaryota; Metazoa; Chordata; Mammalia; Primates; Hominidae. The record is from RefSeq and is a predicted model, not a curated record. Gene Ontology annotation, cellular component: membrane. Gene Ontology annotation, biological process: transmembrane transport. Gene Ontology annotation, molecular function: transmembrane transporter activity. The coding region runs from base 393 to 2054 and encodes 553 amino acids. The transcript has 10 exons.
GAUUCCAUAAGUGUCACCGGUCACACUUUAAUUCCAGUCUAGAAUUAAAGUCUUCAGUCUCCACAUUCCCUACUUUCCAAAUUCAGCUUUCCCGGGAGGUCUGGAGCAGCUGCCUCUCUGGGGAGAUGCUGGAGGUCUCGGAAUCACCUCACGCGGCCCCAGGGCCCAGUUGGAGCCACCCCAAGUGACACCAGCAGGCAGAUGACCAGAGAGCCUGAGCCUCCGGCCCCGAGUCUGUGAAGCCAGCAGCCACUGACAUGCUCCUAGCCGCUGGGCUGGAGAAGCCACUGUGGGCACCACCGUGGGGGAAACAGGCCCGUUGCCCUGGCCUCUUUGCCCUGGGCCAGCCUUUGUGAAGUGGGCCCCUCUUCUGGGCCCCUUGAGUAGGUUCCAUGGCAUUUUCUGAACUCCUGGACCUCGUGGGUGGCCUGGGCAGGUUCCAGGUUCUCCAGACGGUGGCUCUGAUGGUCUCCAUCACGUGGCUGUGUACCCAGAGCAUGCUGGAGAACUUCUCGGCCGCCGUGCCCAGCCACCGCUGCUGGGCACCCCUCCUAGACAACAGCACGGCCCAGGCCGGCAUCCUAGGGAGCUUGAGUCCUGAGGCCCUCCUGGCUAUUUCCAUCCCGCCGGGCCCCAACCAGAGGCCCCACCAGUGCCGCCGCUUCCGCCAGCCACAGUGGCAGCUCUUGGACCCCAAUGCCACGGCCACCAGCUGGAGCGAGGCCGACACGGAGCCGUGUGUGGAUGGCUGGGUCUAUGACCGAAGCAUCUUCACCUCCACAAUCGUGUCCAAGUGGAACCUGGUGUGUGACUCUCAUGCUCUGAAGCCCAUGGCCCAGUCCAUCUACCUGGCUGGGAUUCUGGUGGGAGCUGCUGCGUGCGGCCCUGCCUCAGACAGGUUUGGGCGCAGGCUGGUGCUAACCUGGAGCUACCUUCAGAUGGCUGUGAUGGGUACGGCAGCUGCCUUCGCCCCUGCCUUCCCCGUGUACUGCCUGUUCCGCUUCCUGUUGGCCUUUGCCGUGGCAGGCGUCAUGAUGAACACGGGCACUCUCCUGAUGGAGUGGACGGCGGCACGGGCCCGACCCUUGGUGAUGACCUUGAACUCUCUGGGCUUCAGCUUCGGCCAUGGCCUGACGGCUGCAGUGGCCUAUGGUGUGCGGGACUGGACACUGUUGCAGCUGGUGGUCUCGGUCCCCUUCUUCCUCUGCUUUUUGUACUCCUGGUGGCUGGCAGAGUCGGCACGAUGGCUCCUCACCACGGGCAGGCUGGAUAGGGGCCUGCAGGAGCUGUGGAGGGUGGCUGCCAUCAACGGAAAGGGGGCGGUGCAGGACACCCUGACCCCUGAGGUCUUGCUUUCAGCCAUGCGGGAGGAGCUGAGCAUGGGCCAACCUCCUGCCAGCCUGGGCACCCUGCUCCGCAUGCCCGGACUGCGCUUCCGGACCUGUAUCUCCACGUUGUGCUGGUUCGCCUUUGGCUUCACCUUCUUCGGCCUGGCCCUGGACCUGCAGGCCCUGGGCAGCAACAUCUUCCUGCUCCAAAUGUUCAUUGGUGUCGUGGACAUACCAGCCAAGAUGGGUGCCCUGCUGCUGCUGAGCCGCCUGGGCCGCCGCCCCACGCUGGCCGCAUCCCUGUUGCUGGCAGGGCUCUGCAUUCUGGCCAACACGCUGGUGCCCCACGAAAUGGGAGCUCUGCGCUCAGCCCUGGCCGUGCUGGGGCUGGGCGGGGUGGGGGCUGCCUUCACCUGCAUCACCAUCUACAGCAGCGAGCUCUUCCCCACCGUGCUCAGGAUGACGGCAGUGGGCUUGGGCCAGAUGGCAGCCCGUGGAGGAGCCAUCCUGGGGCCUCUGGUCCGGCUGCUGGGUGUCCAUGGCCCCUGGCUGCCCUUGCUGGUGUAUGGGACGGUGCCAGUGCUGAGUGGCCUGGCUGCACUGCUUCUGCCCGAGACCCAGAGCUUGCCGCUGCCCGACACCAUCCAAGAUGUGCAGAACCAGGCAGUAAAGAAGGCGACACAUGGCACGCUGGGGAACUCUGUCCUAAAAUCCACACAGUUUUAGCCUCCUGGGGAACCUGCGAUGGGACAGUCAGAGGAAGAGACUUCUUCUGUUCUCUGGAGAAGGCAGGAGGAAAGCAAAGACCUCCAUUUCUAGAGGCCCAGAGGCUGCCCUCUGAGGUCCCCACUCUCCCCCAGGGCUGCCUCUCCAGGUGAGCCCUGCCCCUCUCACAGUCCAAGGGGCCCCCUUCAAUACUGAAGGGGAAAAGGACAGUUUGAUUGGCAGGAGGCGACCCAGUGCACCAUCACCCUGCCCUGCCCUUGUGGCUUCAGAGAGCAGAGGGGUCAGGCCCAGGGGAACGAGCUGGCCUUGCCAACCCUCUGCUUGCCUCUGCACUGCCACUUGUCCCCCCACACCCGUCCACCUGCCCAGAGCUCAGAGCUAACCACCAUCCAUGGUCAAGACCUCUCCUAGCUCCGCACAAGCAGUAGAGUCUCAGCUCCACAGCUUUACCCAGAAGCCCUGUAAGCCUGGCCCCUGGCCCCUCCCCAUGUCCCUCCAGGCUUCAGCCACCUGCUCGCCACAUCCUCUGCCUGCUGUCCCCUUCCCACCCUCAUCCCUGACCGACUCCACUUAACCCCCAAACCCAGCCCCCCUUCCAGGGGUCCAGGGCCAGCCUGAGAUGCCCGUGAAACUCCUACCCACAGUUACAGCCACAAGCCUGCCUCCUCCCACCCUGCCAGCCUAUGAGUUCCCAGAGGGUUGGGGCGGUCCCAUGACCCCAUGUUCCAGCUCCCCACACAGCGCUGGGCCAGAGAGGCAUUGGUGCGAGGGAUUGAAUAAAGAAACAAAUGAA